UGUAAGCAGUAAAAGCUUCUUUACGGUCUGACAAAAUGUCUACGGAAUCAUCGGCUAUCUCAUUUUUCAUUGAGAAAAUAAAUAAAUAUGACAAAAUUUCAAGAAUUUUAACAUAUUCUUUUCCUAAAAAGUGCAUUGAAUAACUUAUCUUCUUAGUUCAAGUUUAGUUCUGAAAUGGAUAUUUGCAGUUUUGUUUGGUCUGGAGUUGGGUACGACAUGUGGCUUUCACUUAUUGGUUAGGAAAAGGUAAGCUUAGAGAUGAUGGGUCGAGAGAGAAGCUGUCACAGUGUUAGAUACGUCCGUGGCUUCCCCAUAUCUCUCACGUGCAUACGGAUAACGUAAUCACCCAAUUUAAAAUAAAAGUCCUACAUAUAUAUCUACGUGGCUUAGCCACGUCAUCCUAACCACACAGGAAAAAAAAAAAAACCAAACCGACGGAUUCUUUUAUCAGAUAGGAAAGUUCUUAAAGCUUUUUGUGUCACUACCAAUCUCUGGUUUUGUAGUUCCUCUCGUCGGUAAACACUUUUUCCUCUCUUUUUUGUUUUAUCUACCUUUGUUUGUUCGAUCUCUGUGAUCUGUCUGAUGGAGUUUUAAACUUUUUGAUGUAACAGGGACGAAGAAUCUCUUUUUAUUAUGUUAUGGACAAUAAAAAAAUGGAAAGAGUAUGCGAGUUUUGUAAAGCGUAUAGAGCAGUGGUUUAUUGUAUAGCCGAUGCAGCGAAUCUUUGUUUGACAUGUGAUGCAAAGGUUCAUUCAGCUAAUUCAUUAUCUGGACGGCAUUUACGCACGGUUUUAUGUGAUUCUUGUAAGAACCAGCCUUGUGUUGUUCGAUGUUUCGACCAUAGAAUGUUUCUUUGCCAUGGAUGUAAUGAUAAGUUCCAUGGUGGUGGUGGUGGUGUCUCUUCUGCGCAUCGUAGAAGGGAUGUGGCUUGUUACACGGGGUGUCCUCGUGCUAGAGAUUUCGCGGUUAUGUGGGGUUUUCGAGUUAUGGAUGAUGAUAAUGUUUCGUUAGAGGAAUCUUUACGAAUGAUUAAAUCUAAGGGACGAUCCGAGAUGAACAAGGUGCAAAGAGAAGCUGGUUUUGUCUUGGAACAGAUUCUUGAAUUGGAGAAACUUCAGCUAAAGGAAGAGAAGGAUGGUUUGUCUUUGACAGAACGAGCUGAUCCAUCUCCAUUGGAGCUUCCUAAGAAAUCUGAAGAACGGUUAGUUGAUCUUCCGCAGACCGGAAAAGAGCUAGUUGUCGAUUUUUCACACUUGUCCUCGUCUUCCACACUUGGUGACUCCUUUUGGGAAUGCAAAAGCCCUUAUAAUAAGAACAAUCAGUUGUGGCAUCAAAAUCUACAAGACAUUGGAGUUUGUGAAGAGACCGUUUGCGAUGAUGAUGACUUCCAUAUACCUGACAUUGAUCUCACUUUCAGAAACUUUGAAGAGCAAUUUGAAGCUGAUCCAGAGCCGAUCGCAGACAGUAACAACAUGUUCUUUGUUUCUUCCUUAGACAAGUCAAACGAGAUGAAGACAUUUUCUUCUUCAUUCAACACUUCCACAUUUGCACCUACACUAGCUUCAUCAUCUAUCUCAUUCACAAGUAGCGAAACAGAUUACCCUCACAAUCACUCAGAGCAAGUAAUCUCAUUUUGUUCCCCACUCUCAAGCAAUGCAUGUCAAAAGGCCAUCUCAAGGCUCAAGGAGAAGAAGAGGGCACGAGCGGAGGAGAAAUAAGCUAAGCUUAGUAUGGUCCCAAAGAAGUACUAAGCUACUGGAUAUUGCACCAUGCCUUGUGUACAUAAGACCCACUAAUCUACCACUUCAUCUUAUUCUCAGUUUCUUGCAUGUAACUGUGUAUCUUGAAACUGAUUAUUUUGCUUAAACAUCAUCCACUUUUGUAAUCACAAACAGGGUUUACACCAAAUAUCACCAGAAUUGACUUUUUAUCA
This is a messenger RNA of Capsella rubella, 1933 nucleotides long. RefSeq names its product putative zinc finger protein At1g68190. The coding region runs from base 639 to 1718 and encodes 359 amino acids. Gene Ontology annotation, molecular function: zinc ion binding. NCBI's taxonomy places the organism in Eukaryota, Viridiplantae, Streptophyta, Magnoliopsida, Brassicales, Brassicaceae. The record is from RefSeq and is a predicted model, not a curated record. The transcript is spliced from 5 exons.